Molecule: messenger RNA, 3209 nt
Organism: Tinamus guttatus (white-throated tinamou)
Lineage: Eukaryota; Metazoa; Chordata; Aves; Tinamiformes; Tinamidae
Source: RefSeq, a predicted model, not a curated record
AUGAUUUUCCCGAGCCUGUGUGGUCAUCGUAGUCACCUCAGAGCUCACAGACAGCUGAAGCAUUUGGAUAAAGAAUUUACCUUGCUUGCUUUUGAGGAAAUAUGUGCUCUUCCAGCAAUUCCCACCGAAUAUGAAGAAAUAGACCUUGAAACAGGAAUCCUGGAAACAAAAAGAGAUCCUGUUCCUUUGGAUGAUAUUUAUCCAGUUCACAUGAUUCUAGAUAAUAAAGAUGGCAUACAAGGUUCCUGCCAGUAUUUUAAAGAGAGAGUAAAUAUUACUGAUCAAAUAAGGACGAAGGAUUUGCAGCCUUGUUGUACUUACACAGAAGCUGUUGAAAAAUGGGGAGAGAAACUAGUUAUUGUUGCUUCCCAAGACCAGCGUUAUAGAGCUUUAAUAGGCUGGGAGGGAGAUCCCGACUUGAAACUCCCUGACUUCUCCUAUUGCAUAUUGGAGCGUUUAGGUCGUGCUCGGUGGCAAGGAGAGCUUCAGAGGGACCUUCACAGCGGAGCUUUCAAGGUGGAUGCUGGAAAAAUUCAUUAUCACAGAAGAGUAUUGGACAGAAAUGGUCUCAUAACAAUGCAGUCCCAUGUCAUAAGACUACCAAGUGGAGCACAGCAGCACUCCAUUCUCUUGCUUCUGACUCGUUUUCAUGUCGAUAGGCGGAGUAAAUAUGAUAUUCUGAUGGAGAAGCUCUCAAGUAUGCUAAGUACUCGUUCAAACCAGAUGGAAACAUUAGGAAACUUGAGGGAAGAAUUGGGUCUUUGUGAAAGAACUUUCAAGCGCCUGUAUCAAUACAUGAUGAAUGCUGGCCUAGCCAAGGUAAUAUCUAUCCCUUUACAAGAUAUACACCCUGAUGGGGGACCCCACAAGACAAAGAAAGGGACUGAUGUCAUGGUCCGUUGCCUUAAAUUGCUAAAGGAAUUUCGAAAGAAAAUGGAAGAUUAUCAUGAUGAUGAUGAAGAAGAGAUCAUCACAAAAGCUGUUCCGCCUGUGGAUAUUGUUUGUGAAAGGGAUAUGCUUACCCAAGCUUACGAGUUAAUUGAAAGCAGGGGAACCAAAGGUAUUUCUCAGGCAGAAAUUCGAAUGGCUAUGAAUGUGGGGAAGUUAGAAGCACGAAUGCUCUGUCGUCUUCUGGAGAGAUACAAAGUUGUCAAGGGUUUUAUGGAGGAUGAAGGUCGGCAGAGGACAACAAAAUAUAUUUCAUACAUUUUUGCAGAAGAGAGCGAUCUAAACCGUCAGUUUGAGAGAGAGAAGGCUCGGAGUGAGCAGUUGGCUACAGUCACUCUGGGUCUAGUGCCAGAAGAUUCCCCCCCUGUGGAAGAUGUGUCUCCUGGAGAAGACGACACCUUUCUCUCAGAGUCUGACAAUGACGAGGUGAAAUACAGCAAGAAGAAGGGAAAAGGUCAGAAGGCCAACGCAAGUUCUCUGUUGAAAUUAAGUUUCCAAGGUGGUCCCAGUCAGUCAACACCAACUAAAGGCUCAAAGCCAGCAGCUGUGAAGUCUGUAGGGAAGAAGCUGCCUUCCCCUUGUAUUCUGGAAGAGUAUGAGCCACCAGACAACUUCGCAGGGGAGAAUUCUGCUUUGGAAGCUCUGAAGCAGGAGCCCAAUCUUUCCACCUGUGCUCAUUCCGCUGAUGAAGAUGGGGAUGUGGCUGUGGUUGAGGAGGUCAAACUUGAAGACCCCAAGAUCUGUGGCCAAAAGAAGGAAAAGCGAUCCCGAGCAACAGCAGUGGAGCGCUCCCAUGAGACGUACCGGCUGCUGAAGCGUCGCAAUCUCAUCGUGGAAGCUGUCCGGAACCUCCGGCUCAUCGAAAGCUUGUUCACGCUUCAGAAAAUGGUCAUGGAUCAAGAGAAGCAAGAAGGUGUCUCUACCAAAUGUUGCAAAAAGUCUAUCAUCCGACUGGUGCAGAGGCUCUCACGAGAAGGACUCCUCCGACUCUAUCAUACUACAGUCAUUCAAGAUGGCAUUAGUAAAAAGGUAGAGUUUGUCGUUCAUCCUUCUGUGAGUCCUAAUGAUCCCCUUGUAAAAAGUGCCAUUGAGCAGGUGCGUUUCCGAAUAUCCAACUCAAGCACAGCAAACAGGAUUAAAGUGCCCCAGACACCAACAUCCCAGGAGCACGCUGAUGACGAAAACUUGGGGCAAGAGGCCGUCCCUGAUUCAGGAGAAACGGAAGAAAGUUCUUGUAAAGCUGAAAAUAAUAAUCGGGCAAGGAAAACUGAUGAAAAAAUGGGCAUAACACAGUUAAAAAAUUACCACCCUGUUACAGUUCCAGGGCUUGGGCGUUCUCUUGGUUUUCUUCCCAAAAUGCCCCGUUUAAGAAUGGUCCACUUGUUCCUCUGGUACUUGAUUUAUGGUCACCCUUUAAACGGAACACGACAAAAAGUAGGCAGUGAUGGUGAGAAAAAAGCCAACAAGCAAGGGCUGGACAUGAAUGCUGCAGCACUUCAAGCCCAACCAGAGGGCACAGAUGGGACUGCACAAACUACGACAACUGUGGUGAAUCCUGAGAACACUGCACAAGAGACUGAAGUAGAAUUGUCUAAUGAAACAGUGUAUGUGGAUGAUGCGACAUGGAUGCGCUAUGUCCCUCCUCUCCCGGUUCACAGAGAAUUUGGAUUCGGAUGGGCUCUUGUUAGUGACAUUCUGCUCUGCUUGCCCCUCUCCAUCUUUGUGCAAAUAGUGCAAGUCAGCUACAAGGUUGAUGGCCUUGAGGAUUUUUUAAACGAUCCUCAGAAAAAGCACACGCUGAUCAGAUUCCUUCCAAGGUCAGUCCGACAACAGCUUCUCUAUAAAAGGAGGUACAUCUUUUCGGUGGUAGAAAAUCUUCAAAGAUUAUGUUAUAUGGGACUAGUUCAGUUUGGUCCAACAGAGAAGUUUCAAGACAAAGAUCAGGUAUUUGUGUAUAUGAAGAGAAAUGCAGUGAUUGUUGACACCACUAUCUGUGACCCUCACUAUAACCUGGCUCAAAGCAGUCGCCCAUUUGAGAGACGUUUAUACAUCCUGAGCACCAUGCAAGAUGUGGAAAACUUCUGGUUUGAUUUGCAAUGUGUCUGCCUUAAUACACCAUUGGGGGUUGUCCGUUUUCCUCGCACAAAGAAAAGUAAUCAAGGAAAGGAGACCAGCACUGCACUAGAAGCAGAAAUGGAGCAAGAGUCAGCAGUGGAUAAACACAAUCUGGAACGGAAGUGUGCAAUGUUGGAAUAUACCAC